This is a messenger RNA of Chiloscyllium plagiosum (whitespotted bambooshark), 3856 nucleotides long. RefSeq names its product TIR domain containing adaptor molecule 1 (gene ticam1). Gene Ontology annotation, cellular component: endosome. The record is from RefSeq and is a predicted model, not a curated record. Lineage: Eukaryota; Metazoa; Chordata; Chondrichthyes; Orectolobiformes; Hemiscylliidae. Gene Ontology annotation, molecular function: signaling adaptor activity. Gene Ontology annotation, biological process: positive regulation of type I interferon production; TRIF-dependent toll-like receptor signaling pathway; positive regulation of canonical NF-kappaB signal transduction.
AUGACGUUUCGGAAACUUGGAAUCUCGCCAAACUCUGAAGUCACGAAGGGCGCCAUAGAAAUGCAAGUCUUAGUAUCAAGUUGAAUUGUUUUCGGAGGCGGGAAUUUGCCUUAGCAAAGGGCUUGAAUCCCUGUGGACGGAGGAAGGGUCUCACCUUCUCAGAAUGCCCCCCCCGGGUAGGGGGCAGGGGUGUCUCUGCUUUCGUAUUACCAUUUAGUUUUGUUCGGUGUCACAGCCCUCGUCAGCAAACUGCGAAUCGGAGACAGGUCGGUUCCGGAUUUGUGGGCGUUUUUCUCGCGAAGUGGUAGUGUCCCGACCCUUGGGCUCAGAGGCCGGCGUUCAAGUACCGCCUGCACCCUGAGGUGUGUUUUUUUAAAAAAAAACCUUUGGAUCAGGUAGAAUAGCGCCAGCGACCCAGACAAGUGAGAGACUGAACUGAUGAAGCCUAGCAAAGUAUCUUAAUCAACCUAAGAAUUGGCAUUACAAGUUGCCUUAGCAUCUGUAGACGAACAAACUUCACAUCCAGUGAUGCACCCAAGAGAUUAGCUUCCAUUGUCAGAUCAGCCUAAAUGGAAUUGGAAGUAAAGUCAUAAUACAGGCUGGUUCCUUCAUGUUCCAUUAGGUUGAUCCCAGCUUGAUAUUAGGUGCAAUUAUGGCAGAAGAUUGUGAUCACAUUCCAUCUCUCGAUGAUUUGUUUAACAUUUUGUCUGAAGUCACUGAGCAAAGGUUGUUCAGCCUAUGGUAUAAGUUUUAUUCUAACAACUCAAGAACUUCAAAAGUCCAUCAACUACUUUAUAGCAUCAUAUCAUUCUUCUUGAAAAAGACAGAUGAGGCCGAGAGAGCAGCAAUGUUAGUGUUAAAUGAAAUGCCAAAUGACAGAUCGGCUUUGUACAUUCUCAACAAAAUUCGGGGUUUAGAAGGUGGUGCACAGCGAGAACAGAAAACAUCUGAAAUAUCAAAUGAAGAGUUUUCUGCAGAAGAUGGUAAUGUUCUCAGAGACCUGGCUUUGAUGCUUGCAUUGCUAGUGGAAGAAAAUUUGUGCAACUCUUCCAUGAGGAACCAAGCAUGCCAAGCUGCCAUCAAAGCAUUCAAGUCCAACAAUCAAAACCACAAAAUGGAUCUUCAGGAACUUAUUGAGGAAUUUAGGUGGCAGUUUGGUCCCAUGUCUUUUGAAGGUGAGGAGAAUGCUGAAGUAUCAGCUCUGAAGUCAACUGAAGAACAAAUUCCAAGUAUGAGAUCAACAAUUGAAUGCAGGACUAAUCCAGUAACUGUCCCGAGUAAACCAGCAACUGACUCACUGAACAAUUCAGAAAUUACGAUUCCCACUCACUUUGAAAUCAGUGCAUCUCCCACUGCAUCAUUCAUUUCCAAUUCACACAGGGACAACUUAAAUUCCCCAAUAGCAAACUCUGAAGAGAGUACUGUUAACCUCAGUCAUUCUAUGAAAAGACAAUUGAAUCUGUCUUCUGACAAAUCUUUGGGAGAGGUGAAGGUGACCAAUGGCAUUAGAGUUAAAUGUGUAAAACAGAAGAAUGUUCCUUCAGCUUGUCUAAUUGAAGGGUCUUCACAAACACAAGUGAAUGAAGUGAGACCAACAGAAUGUACAGGAGAAAGGAACAGUAGCCAGCUAGUUAGUUCAAAGUCAAAAAUGUCAGAAGACUGGGAGACAGGGAAUGAAGAACAUACCAAUUCCAUUUCACACGACCCUUCACUGGGAGCAACCAAGCUGCCAACAGGUGACCAGUCAAACUCCACUGAAACCACAUCUGGAAAAUUCAGUCCUUCAACACCUCCUCCUCCGGCAGAUGAGGAAAUCUUUGAGAAUAAAUUUUACUCUUUUGUUGUUUUGCAUGCCCGAGAAGAUGCGGAAAUUGCAGAAAAUGUUCAGUUGAGACUAGAAUCGUUAGUGAAAAUGGAGGGGGCAACGUUUUCUGAGGAAUUCUGUCUUCCAGGACGAUCUCCAAUAAAGUGUAUUGAAGAUGCAAUUAACAAUUCUGCAUUCACAAUCCUCCUCCUCACACACAAGUUUAACAGUCGCUGGGAAGAGUACAAGACCAAUAGUGUUCUGAUGCAUUCAAUUAGAAAUGAGCACAAGUACAACACAGUCAUUCCACUGCUACCGAAGAAGAGUCGGAUGUGUAAAAAUGACAUCCCUUUUGCACUGACUGCUAUCAAUAGUCUCGAUGAGAAUUCGAGACACUUUGAAAGACAUGUAAAAAAGACAUUUACUUGGAAUGUACUUGAGAGGCAUAAAAAGAGUUGGCUUCAAGAGCAAGAACGUAAACAGAUAGAAGAAAAAACAGCACAGGCCCAAAAAGACUAUCAAAGUGCCUUGAAAACUCUAUCAGCUAACUGGAAUUAUGUGCAGAUUUGUAGCCAACUUGCACAGAGUUAUCAUCACUUCCAAGCAACGCAUCCACCCCAUCCUGGACCUGCUGCAGUUAAUGGACAUGCACAGCCAGUGCUACACCCACCACCUUAUCCCAACCUCCCUGUAUUUCCUGGGUUUAAUAUUCCUCUAUCAUCUUUACCAAACCAGCCAAAUUUCAACCCGCAGCAUGCCAUGUACCAGAUUAUGCAACCACCCUUUCAGUUCAUUAACCCUAGCAAUAACCAAAAUGUAAAUGUCAGUAGUUCCACACAACAGCAAGGUCAAGGCACUAACAUAAUCCAGAUUCAGCAUGCCAAAAAUGUACAGAUAGGAGACUCUAACCAGAUGACAAUAACAGAUUUGACUGAGAGUUGUGAGAGCACAGAUGAUGAGGACAGAGAAAGUGAGCACAAUUAGAUGUCUUGCAACUUUUUUUUUCAUUGGAGAAAUCAAAGAUCUGUAGGAUUGUGGAUUCUAUUAAAUGUACCCUCUGAAAUGAAACUCAAUGUAACCACCCGGCAUGGCAGCUCAGCUGAUUACCAGUUUGCAGCUUCUCCCCAUGUGUGCAUUGGUUUCUGACAGGUCCUCUGGUUUCCUCCCAUGGUCCAGGGAUGUGCAGCUUAGGUGGAUUAGCUAUGAUAAAUGUAGGGUUACAGGGACAGGUUAGCACUGGGUCAGGGUGGGAUGCAGUUCGGAGGCUCAGUGCAGAUUCGAUUGGCUGAAUGAUCUCUUUCCACACUAUAGGGAUUCUGUGAUUCCAAAUGUAAAUUUUCUUUACCUUGGUGGUAACUGCUGUACAGAAACGUGACCGCUGACAAAGCAGAUCAUCUGUUUUUAUUAUAUGGUGUACUUUGCCACUCUGAGCUCAGUUCUCUGAUUCCCGCAAGGCUUUGACAGGAAAGCUACAAUUAGCCAUGAGUUGCUGCAGCUUAGUCAAUCUGCUCCUGUUUGCAACCCACUGACUCUGUGUCUGAUAAAUGUGUAUCAAAGUAGACAGUGUGGGGUGCUGAUCCUUUCCACAAUGCCACUGUCAGUCAAUGAAGCAGAAUGAUCAUUUGAUCUUUGGAAAGAAGAAAAUUACUGUCCAGCAGUGUUGAGACUUUAAUAUUGUACAGUAAUGAUGACUGAAUGCCUCAAUGGAAAAACAGCUGCUGAAAGAACUAAUAACAUUGUGAGGAAAAACAUUUUUUCUACACAUCCAGUCGUUAAAAUAUGAAUAACAUUUAUUGAGAAGGUUGUCAUGAACUAGUUGAACUGAAGCGUCUGUUUCCAUGCUGUAUGACUGUACGAGAAAGUGUGAAGAACCUUGCCAGUUGUAUCUAGUUUGCUUGUGACGGCCACAGUAGCUUUAUUUAAUUCCUAAAAUUGAACUACUUAAAAUGAUUAACUUAAUCCUUUUCUUGGGUUUUUCCCACUUCACCCUUGGUCAACAUUAUUACUGUGCAUUAACUCUUGUUUCAAGCCAAAUAUAUGCAUCGUAAAGUU